Molecule: messenger RNA, 1746 nt
Organism: Papaver somniferum (opium poppy)
Lineage: Eukaryota; Viridiplantae; Streptophyta; Magnoliopsida; Ranunculales; Papaveraceae
Exons: 3
Coding region: 1-1746 (581 amino acids)
Source: RefSeq, a predicted model, not a curated record
AUGGCUCAGAAUUCUCAACAUGCUCAUAUUUUGGAUAGUGAAGAUGAGAUUAUUGAUGCCAUAAUUCCUCCAAUUUCACAGGAUGGUGUUGGUGAAUUUUUAGUUGGCAGUUCUCAAAAUGCAAAUGAUAAAGUAGUUAAUUCUGGAAAAUUCCAUAUUCUCCAGAACACUUCUGAGGAAAUCUUGAACUCUCUCAAUGCAUUUCCAGUUUUAUCUGCAUCAAUGGUUUUGGAAGUGUCUUCAAGUGCUCCUUCUAUCAAUGAAGUUAUCACAAUAAUACCUCAUCUGAGUAAAAAUGGCUCAAAUGUAGAAACUACUCAAGUCAAGCAGAAAACAGGUACAAAUGUGACAACCCGAAAACAAGCUGCAAGUUUAGUUACAACAUUGAGUAAAAAUGGGAACCUGAGAAGAGAGCCAAAAAUAAGAUAUUCUACAGACUUCAUCAAAAAAUUGAAGUUACCCGGUAUGCAUUAUGCAAUACAUAAUUCUAUUGAAGUGAAUAAAGGUAAUAUUUGGAUUCUUUGGAGUGCUUCAAUAAAACCUCCAACUAUGAUUUCAUGCACAAGACAGGAAAUAACAAUUGCAGUUGGUGAUACUUUAAUUACUGGAGUUCAUGCUGCAUCUUUAACUGUAGAUAGAAGAGAACUGUGGAAUGAUAUGGAAGAAAUAAAUUAUUUAAAUAAAAUAUGGCUGGUAAUUGGAGACUUUAAUGUGGUUACUUGCCAUGAUGAAAAGGUAGGUGGGUUAAAACCAUUGAAAUUCUCAAUGUUGGAGUUUAAUAAUUGCUUAAAUAAAUGUGGUCUGAUUCAAUCACCAAAAACUGGAUUAGAAUUUUCUUGGUGCAAUAACAGAGAUGGAAGGAAAAGAAUUGUUUGCAAUCUUGACAGGGUUGUAUUUAAUGACAAAUGGUUAGAAGUAUUUCCAAAUUGGGGUUACGAAGUUGGUGCAAGGGGCAUUUCUGAUCAUGGGAUUUUGUAUGGAGCUAGUGCUGAUAUUUCAAAGCCAAAGAAUGUUCCUUUCAGAGCAUUAAAGGUAUGGAAAACUCAUCCUUCUUUUAAACAAGUUAUCAUUGAUUCUUGGAGUUCAGAUAUUAUGGGAAAUCCAGAGGAAGAUGUUUUGAAAGCAACCAUUUUAUCUGACAGAAAUCCUUUGGAUUUACAUCUUUUCAAUAACAUUGUUACAUUAAGAGGGAAACAGGAGAUAUUAUUAGAUCAACAGAAGGAAAUCAUUCGGAAAAAAUCAAGAGUGAAAUGGUUAAAAAAUGGAGCUGCUAAUACAAGAUUUUUUCAUGUUAAUCUCAAGAUAAGGCAAGCUCAAAAUGCAAUAGUGGAAUUAGAAAAACUGGAAGGUGGUAUUACUUCUAACCAAGAGGAAAUUGCUGACAUCUUAGUCAAGAAUUUUGAAGAUAAAUUUUCAUAUCAGGAAGUCACUUUUGAUAAUAACCUUUUUAAUGAUAUUCCUGAUGUGGUGAAUGAAUAUGAUAAUUCUAUACUUGAAGAUACUCCAAAAGCAGAGGAAAUUAAAGAAGCAGUAUUUGAUCUAAAUCCAGAUAGUGCCCCUGGCCCAGAUGGCUUUGCUGGAUGGUUCUAUAGAGAAGUAUGGGAGAUUAUUGGCAAUGACUUUAUAAGAGCAAUCCAGUUUUGGUGGAGCAGAGGUUUCAAACCUAAUAUCUUAAAUGCUAAUUUUUACUUCUUCCAAAAGUUAAAAAUGCUAAAAGAGCAAACAAAUUUAGACCAAUUGGAUUAA